AUGGUUAGAAAUUACAAAAAGAGAAAAGAAAAUUCUGUGAAUGAAGACGAUGCUGAAAGAGCUGUAUUAUGUGUUGUCAACAAUGGCAUGAAGCUGAAAACUGCUGCUGGUAUAUAUAACAUAAAACCAACUACUUUAUACAACAGAGUUAAAAAUUAUAAAGAGAAUAUUACUCUAAAAAGUAAAGAAUAUAUUAGCAAACACACAGUUUAUCAAGUUUUUACAAAUGAUGAGGAAUAUAUGCUGGAAAAGUAUUUCUUAAGAAUGUCUAAAAUGAACUACGGCUUGACCUACGUGCAAGCGAGAGAGAGAAUUGGCAUACCAAUAUGC
Brenthis ino (lesser marbled fritillary) is the source of this 330-nucleotide messenger RNA. The record is from the annotation of a GenBank genome assembly. Lineage: Eukaryota; Metazoa; Arthropoda; Insecta; Lepidoptera; Nymphalidae.